Molecule: messenger RNA, 497 nt
Organism: Vicia villosa (hairy vetch)
Lineage: Eukaryota; Viridiplantae; Streptophyta; Magnoliopsida; Fabales; Fabaceae
Product: DNA-directed RNA polymerases II, IV and V subunit 12
Exons: 2
Coding region: 139-294 (51 amino acids)
Biological process (GO): DNA-templated transcription
Cellular component (GO): RNA polymerase III complex; RNA polymerase I complex; RNA polymerase II, core complex
Molecular function (GO): DNA binding; DNA-directed RNA polymerase activity; zinc ion binding
Source: RefSeq, a predicted model, not a curated record
AAUAGCACCUAGGGUUUUCCACAGUUCUAUAAAUACCACAAAUUCACCAUCUUUCCAUACUCAGCUGAUAAUCGAAAACACCGUUUCCUCCACCCGCCUCCCAAAUCAAUCUCCAAUUCGAAGUUCCAGAUCCAAGAUAUGGAUCCUAUGCCUGAGCCUGUUAGUUACCUAUGUGGUGAUUGUGGAAUCGAGAAUACUCUGAAGACUGGUGAUGUUAUUCAGUGCCGUGACUGUGGUUAUAGAAUCCUUUACAAGAAGCGCACCAGACGUAUUGUGCAGUAUGAGGCUCGUUAAGGAACUUUUUUUCAUGUUAUUAACUAAUAUGGUGUGUACAAACUGUUAUUAACACUUUUUAGUGAUGGGUUAGCCUCACUUAUUUCACUGCUUCACUUCUGUUCCUUUUUAUCGAGGCUAUUGUGGACCAUAUACUUCAAAUUGUAUAAUGAAUUUGGGAUCAUUGCUUUGCAAUUUUAAUCUUUGUUUGAUUUUAUUGUUAA